Messenger RNA from Carassius gibelio (silver crucian carp), 2827 nucleotides. RefSeq names its product chromosome B22 C6orf89 homolog (gene cb22h6orf89). The record is from RefSeq and is a predicted model, not a curated record. Lineage: Eukaryota; Metazoa; Chordata; Actinopteri; Cypriniformes; Cyprinidae. Bases 384 to 1313 code for a protein of 309 amino acids. Gene Ontology annotation, cellular component: Golgi membrane; nucleolus. The transcript is spliced from 8 exons.
UCGUUAUCGCGUUGCGCGAGUCGAAUCAGCGCUCGUGAACUCGCAGAUGAGUGACACGGCAGCGCGAGAGGUGCUAACGCGAACCCGCGAGUGAAAUAACUCCCGAAACUGCGGGAAAUCAUCGUCGAAUCAGCGAUAAACGGCCCGGUCGCGACGAGAUCAGCAGACAUGAAGGAAGACGCCUUCUCUCGGGAUUUAGGAUAGGACACAGUAUCACACACGCACACAUAAUAACACACUGUUUCCACACAUGAGAGAUGAUGAUGAGACCCUGACUCACACACACUCAUCUGCGGCUGUUUCCUCACUCUGAUGAAGAAGAUGAUGCUGGUGAUGAAGGCGAGACACUGACACAUACACACACACACACACACACAGGUAUCAUGGGCUCGUCUCUCAGCGAGCCCUGCAUCUAUGACAAGCUGUCGGAGAGCAUCGACAUCCUCCGUCAGUCAGGAUACAGGUAUGGGAUGAGCGAGAGUGAGAUCGAGAAGUUCAUCAAGCAGGUGCUGGAGACUAACGAGCCGCGCAGGGAGCCCCCACAGUUCCCCAUCCUGAGGGCCACGGUCAAGCUGGUGCUGGCGCUGGGGCUUCUGCUGAUGGUGGUGCUGGUGUUCACGUAUCCUCACAGAGCACCGCUGCUGGACUCCUCGAGCGCAGCCGGACUCAACAGAUCAUCCCCGCUCAGUCACGCACGGCUGCUGGAGCUGCCCAUCGCCAACAAAUACAACCUGCACGGGUUCCACGAGUGGUGGGCGUCCGGUGCGCUGCAGACGCCGUGGGGGAACUGCUCGGCCUGCGCAGACGUGACUGUGGUGCUGGAGCUGACAGCGUCUGCGGGGAUCAUCAGACACACACAGCCACUGCUGCUCAAGGGCGGAGAGUCUCUGUCUCACCGUGUGUCUCAUCUGGAGCAGUUCUCUCAGCCGCAGAUGCUCACACAAACGCCGGCCAACUUCACCCUGCUCUGGAGUUUCUCAUCCAGUCCCAGAGAGACGCUUCUCCGCUGGCUGUUUCCUGACACUGAGCUCUGCCCUCUGCUGGAGAACACAGGGACAACACUGCAGCGCUGCCAGCUGAGCGACAGCACCAGCACACAGCACACGGCGGUGCAGGUGUGGGGUUGGCUGGUGGUGGCUGAAGGUUCUCCGUGGGUUCGUGUUGUUCCCGUCCAGCGAUGCCAAACCCUUUGCCGCUCCUUCAGUCUGUGGCUGGAGCCGGGAGACAUGGUGUUGGCGGAUCCACGCUUCUGGUUGCUGGAGCUCUCCCCAUCUGGAGCUCAGAGAGUGCUGUGUGACGGCCCUGUGCUCUGAGACUCUGAUCACAUCCGUCUGGACGCCUCUCCAGGAAGUGACAUCAGCACUCAGACUCUCUUUCCUCAAGACGCUGGGGUUUCUGGGAUCUUUGGCUCCGGGGACGUUCUCUGAUCCUCUGGAACACGUUCAGAGAAACUGUAUUGUGUUGAAAGAAAAUCAACCCUAUUUUAGUACAUUUUGACAGUCUUUUUGUGACCUUUUGAGUGCAUUCCGUCUACAAAUUACUGGGAUGCAAAAAAAAAAAACUACUAAAAAUCUCAUUACUGUGUACAAAUAAAUUCUCAUUACCGUUACAAUACAAUUAAUGUUAAUAUAUAAAAUCAACUGUAAAUUAUUUUAAUAUAUUUGCUGUACCGACUCAAUUUAGAUAAGAAUACUAUUUCUGUGAUACAGUGCUUAGAACAAGAUUUUUGGGGCGGAAAACAUUUUUGUUAUGGUAAAAAAACAAAAAGUUUAAUGGUAAUGAGCAUAAAUAUAACUAAUAUAAUGAGAAGGAGAUAUAUUUAUUAUUAUAAUUUAAUUCUGUUAUUUUCCAAACAUUCUCCCAUGUUAUGGUAAAUCUUUCUGUUGGUGUAUUUUUUCAUUAUGGUAAUGAUAAUUAUUUUUUUCAAAAUCUUUAUUUUUUGGUGAAGGUAAUGAGAACGAUCAUAUUUUUUUUAAUUGUGGCUAUGAGAACAAGGUUUUUUGUGUAUUAUGGUAAUGAGAAUGAUUUAUUUUUGUGUAUGACGGAAAUGACAUUUAGAAUAUUUUGUAAUAUUAUGGUAACAAGAACUAAUCAGGAGAAUCUAAGUUAAAUAAAAUAAUAAAAUACGGUAAUGACAGUGAAUAUUUUUUAGUGCUGUCAAACGAUUAAUCACGAUUAAUUGCAUCCAAAAUAAAAGAUUUUGUUUACAUAUGUAUGUGUACUGUGUAUAUUUAUUAUGUGUAUAUAUAUAUACACACACGUGCAUGUAUAUAUUCCUGAAAAAUGUUAUGUUUAUAUAUUAAAUAUAUUUAUAAUACAAAUUGUGUUAAUAUAAAAAUAGACAUGGAAAUACAUGGAUAUAUUUUCAAAAUAUAUACUAUAUGUGUGUGUAUUUAUAUAUACAUAAUAGAUAUACACAUCACACAUACAAUACAAAUAAAAACUUUUAUUUUGUAGGCUAUGCGAUUAAUCGCAAUUAAUCGUUUGACAGAAAUAUUUUUGCAUCACAGUAACACGAGUGUGUCGGAAAAUGCGUUUUAUUGUCACGAAUGUAAUGUCAGUGUUGAAAUGUGAGCCGCGCAUGUUCCGCGAUCAGCCAAUCGGAGCACUUUAAAUGUUGGUCGUCAGCGGAUGAUGUCACGCUGGCCGAGCGAUGACGUCACCGCUGUCAGGUUUAAUAUAGCUACGUUUUUGUUUUUUCAAGUCCUCUGGAGUUUAAUCAUCGUAAACAAUGAGAAUAAGAUGCAGAUGACGUGAUUUACUAAUCUGAUUCAGAGAUUAAUGUCGAUUGUGAUUUACACAGUAAACAGAAGCUGCUGUUCGUAAA